AUGGUCCCCCAGAUUAGAGAAAGCAUCCACUAUCAACAUGAUGAAGAGCCAGUUUGGCUGUCAGUCUUCGGCUCAGAAAGAAAAUCUGUGUCAAAAGAGUUGAGGUCAGAUUUCCAUCCACCAUCCUAUAUAAUUGUGCAACAGAAACGAGUAUUGUUUGAUGACAACCUCGAUAUUUUCUGUGUCGACCGGGUAUCUGGAAAGUAUCACGAUAAAGUCUGGUAUUCUGAAGCCGAACUCGCUUCAUUUGAAGAGCGAUACAUCGCCAAAGCUGGCAAGAAGCGUUCGUUGAGAGAACGAGACGCUCGAGCCUACAACCACUCGAGACGAGUUCUGCUUCACCACCGAGCGUACAAGGAAAUGGGAGACUACAACAAGGCAAACGAUCUUGAAUACUUUUCUUCGCAAUCAAGUCAAAGCUGCAAGGACAUGUGCCGGAAACAGGCAAAACGAUUGGAAAAGGAAGUCCGAUCCAUUCAAAGUGAAUCGGAUGAACAAACGACGAGCAGCUCAACAGGCCUAGAGUACUUUAUCGAAAAGGUAUUCAGCUUUUCCUCGCAAGGGUCAUAG
Molecule: messenger RNA, 570 nt
Organism: Cylindrotheca closterium
Lineage: Eukaryota; Bacillariophyta; Bacillariophyceae; Bacillariales; Bacillariaceae
Source: the annotation of a GenBank genome assembly